AUGGCAGGGGCCAGUAAGGCAGAUAAUCAAGGUACAACUGUGCCGGCUGCUGCGGCGGCACCAAAGCAAGAUGCAAGCGCACAACCGAACGCAACCCACUCUACGCCACGUCCACCCCAACAACAACAACAACCACCAGCAGCCCAACAACACCAGCAACAACAACCGCCCCCGCCACAGCAACAGGUGCGAGCCAAUCAGCCACAAUACUCGCAGGCCGACUUGAAUCGAAUAGUGCUCGAGUACUUGAACAAAAAAGGGUAUAACCGUACAGAAGCAAUGUUACGGUUGGAAAGCACCAAUACUCCAACACCGGCAGUCGAAGCUGUGACUCCAGCAACUACAACUCUCGCUGCGCCCGGUGAGAUUGAUCCCAGUAGCGGCCUUAAGGAGAAAUUGUCCGAAAAUGAGCGAGAAUUGCGUGAAUUAAAGGAGAAGCAAAUACGAAUCGAGAAGGAAUUGCAAGAGACAAAGGCUCGCGAGGUUCGUGCUGUCAAGGAAGCCGACUUGAAAGAGUUGAGACUAUUGGAGCGCAGGACUAGAACUGAAGGUGACCCAAAUACGUAUUUCACUGCGUACUCAAUGUUGCGCAAGUGGGUCGAGUCCAGUUUGGACUUGUACAAGCCCGAGUUGGCACGUGUGCUAUACCCUUUGUUCAUCCAUUGUUUCUUGGAGUUGAUCACCAAGGGAUUUAGCGAAAAGGCCAAGGAGUUUUUCGACAAGUACAAGAGCGAUCAUUUGAUUUUGCAUGGGCUGGAAGUGAGGAGCUUUGCCGGGUUGUCUUUGCCGGAGCAUGUCAAGGAAGAUAGCGGCGCUGUGGCGUACAGGAAACAUAGGUAUAGGAUCUUGGUGUCAAAGACCUCGUUGAACUUGUUGUUGUAUUUCUUGCACGAGAAUGAAGCCGUCGGUGGACUGAUUUUGAUCCGUAUCAUCAACCAGUAUUUGGAUCCCGUGAUAUCCAAAAAUAGACCGGACAAGAUUGAUCAAGAAGGUGAGGCGAACCCCGAAGAAGGGAUAUCGGAAUACUUGGGGAGCAAGAAUGAGGUGGAGCAGUUUAAUAGUGAAAAAGAGGUGAAAUUGGGGAAAAUGCCCAUUGACUCCGAGGUGACCAAAGAGGUUGAGGCGGAGUUGAAGAUCAAGGAUGAAAAAAUAGAGCCUGUGAAUGGCAAGACCCUCACUGCCGAGUUCCAGGAGAUGAUUAAACCCGACUCGGACUCGCCGGCCAAGGAGUCGUUACCGCUACCCAUGAAGGACUCGGCCGAUAUCAAAAAAUUGAUUAUGCAAGUGGAAGACUCGAGGUCAAAGAUUAAACUAGGUGCAAUCCAGGCGGGCUCUCCUUCAGUGUGCAUGUACACUUUCCACAACACCAACAAUAACAUGACUUGUGUUGCGUUCAAUGAAGACUCGACGCUAGUGGCGGUGGGUUUCCAGGGAAGCUACGUGAAAAUAUGGAGUCUUGACGGCAAGCCGCUCCAAGGCUCUAGAAAGGACCGCAAGAGCCAUCAUUCGCCGGACAAUUGCCGGAAACUUAUUGGCCAUAGCGGGCCCAUAUAUGGGGUUUCAUUUUCGCCAGACAACAAGUUUUUGAUCACCUGCUCCGAGGACAAAACGGUGCGUCUUUGGUCGUUGGAGACUUUUACUGCCCUUGUUUCAUACAAGGGCCACAACCAGCCUGUUUGGGACGUCAAGUUUUCGCCCUUGGGACACUAUUUCGUCACUGCAUCCCACGACCAAACUGCGAGGUUAUGGGCCACCGACCAUAUUUACCCAUUGAGGAUCUUUGCCGGACACAUUAACGACGUUGACUGCGUCGAGUUUCACCCCAAUUCAAACUACGUGUUUACUGGGUCCAGCGACAAGACCUGUCGGAUGUGGGACGUGCAGACUGGCCAUUGCGUGCGAGUCUUCAUGGGCCACACUAGCCCCGUCAAUUGUCUAGCCGUGUCCCCUGACGGCAGAUGGCUUGCCAGCUCAGGGGACGACUAUGUGAUCAACGUGUGGGACAUUGAAACUGGUAGGAGAUUAAAGACCAUGAAAGGGCACGGUCGUUCGACGAUUUAUUCCUUGGCCUUUUCCAGAGACGGAAGUGUGCUUGUGAGCGGCUCGGGAGAUUGCAGUGUCAGAGUAUGGGAUGUCAGGAAGAAUACAAAUGACGCGGGGCCUGAGCCGGAGGCGAUCAUGGAGAACAACAGCGUCGCCAAUGGAGACGGUGCAAGUGAGAAUGGGAAAUCUCAGCAGCCGCAAAACCAGCAGCCACACCAACAACAAAAACAACAACUGCAACAGCAACAACAACAGCAGCAGCAGCAGCAGCAGCAACAACAACAAGCGAGUCGAAGAGAAGUUAUCGCUAGCAGUGAUCACAUGGCGGCAUUUUUCACCAAAAAGACGCCUGUGUUCAAUGUGCAUUUCACAAGGAGGAAUCUAUGCUUUGCAGCGGGCGCUUUCCAAGGAUGA
Molecule: messenger RNA, 2457 nt
Organism: Lodderomyces beijingensis
Lineage: Eukaryota; Fungi; Ascomycota; Pichiomycetes; Serinales; Debaryomycetaceae
Source: the annotation of a GenBank genome assembly